AUGGCUCAUUCGAACUUCCCAACCUAUUCUGAUCCUCUUCAACUAAAUACCAAUAGCGAGGUCAACGAAGCAAACGAGCCAGCAACUUCCAUCCCUUAUCAAACAAAAACAAUACCGCAAGGAAGAUUCGAGGUUUUCUACGUGAUAUGCUCUUCAAUGAUCAAUAUUGGAAUUAAGUGCAUGGUAGCUGAUUUUUUAAACACUGAAAAAUUCACCCAUUACUGCCCCAGACAUUCUCACUUGAUGGUCUGCAGCUCGGCUACAACGCUUAUGCUUUUCUUAUGUCUUUGUAAUAUAUUAGUAGCAAUGGCUUAUGUUUCUUGGUUUAGGUAG
This is a messenger RNA of Cylicocyclus nassatus, 333 nucleotides long. The record is from the annotation of a GenBank genome assembly. NCBI's taxonomy places the organism in Eukaryota, Metazoa, Nematoda, Chromadorea, Rhabditida, Strongylidae.